AUGGGAUUACAUAAGCGUCCGCGCGUUGCUUGCAGUGCAGCCGCUCCCAUCCUCUCUGGCAGUGCACAGGACAGCUCGUCGUUUACCCCGAAAUCUUAUCAUUUGCAACAGGAUUGCGAUUUGCCAUCUGCUGGAUGGUGUAGAGUCAACUUGGGCAUAGGACAGUCAUUUGUGCAAGGAUCAAAGUCUGUCCGCGUUCUUUUUGCCUUGAUCAAACCACGACCUUGCCUUUUACCUGCAGCAUGGAUAACCAUGAUACCAACAAGACUUCUCAUCGUUCCACACCCCUACCACCGUCCUCUAACGUAACCGCCAGUAGUGGUGCAAACGUACUAGGUACGGUCGCACCGGGUCAUUUCUACGGUCAGAAGAACCCUCCUCCGCCUCUCCCAUCUCGUCCAAAAAAUCUCGGAUCAUCCCAUACAAAGGUCAUUCGACCCAGCACUCCUCCUCCUGACUAUAGCGCUCCAGGAAAUAGCCCGUUUCGUGAGCCCCAACUCGUCGAAGAGGCACCAAUAAUCGAGGAUCCCGUCCCAGCUCUCUUGCCUGCAGCGGAAACCACCUUUAACUCGUGGACCAACGGAACGAGUAGCGAUUGGAGUACUGGGAAGGCAUGGGAAGAUGAUGCAUGGAAUGCACAAUCCACGUCCUGGGACUCUGGUGCCACCUGGGCGCAGCACUACGACCCAGGAGGUUAUACCAUCUCAGCCUCCAAGUUAGUCGAUAUCGAUGGCAGGGAUCCACAAGAGGAGGAAAAUUGGUGGGAUUUAUCCGUACGGGAAAGGUGCAAACGACCGGGUCCUGGUGUUCUUCCCCCAUAUCUCGCUGAGAUGCUACAUAACCCCGAACACUCUUUGUAUUCAGUGAGCGUGAUCACACCGGAUAUCAGGCCGGAUGUUUCUACUUCCAGAGAUGGGGGCGAUACGGGUUUUAAUUUGGAACCGCCCUCCAAGGAUGACCUUAUUCAUGCUGUUCCACAUCCCAAUGUUUAUUAUUGCCGGAAACAUUAUGGGUGGGUUUUAUUACAGUGGAAGUCAUCUACAAUACUGCCUCCCCUCGCAAAGUCAUUCGCCCCCGAUCCACUUGCCCCGCUCCCAGAUCUCGCGCAUCGUAGACGGACUGUCUCCUGCGUGGGAGAUGCUGAGCAACCCUUCGGACCCGCAAACAAGACCCAUCACUUCCACUAUUACGAAAAAGCUGUAGAUGCUCACAAGCUCGAUCCCGCAUUCCGUCGGGCGGGAUGGGAGCAAGCUGAUCUGAAGAAAGAGAGGAGACGCAAGAUAACAUCGUUGAAUCUUGCGGAGUUCUCCGUCGACAAAAUGCGGGAAGACGCCGUGGUCGAGGAUGAGGAAGAAGAGGAGGGAGAUUUGCUCGAUCUUUAUGUCUGCUGUCAAUGCUCGGUGUAUUGCGUCGUUUCUGACGUGAUCCCCGGUGUCAUACCAAUGAAGUUUUUGGAGGAAUGUACACGUGAUAGGUGGGAUAACCCACCUCCAAACAAAAACAGGGAGGAGUCGGUUGUCUCAGCAUUGGAGACUUUUCUUCUCAUCGUCGAGAACAAGUUAUGGAAGGGCGAAAAUCGAUCCUUACCGGUGCAUCGGAGGGUUUUCCAACAGAAAAUCGGGUGGACGCCCACUGUUCGUCACAUAUUUGAGCGCCUAGGCUUUGUGCUCACCGAAAAUGAGAAUACGCAAACGGGUGCCAAGGAUGAGACCAUGAUGCCUCCCAACACCGAUCCCACCACGCUUCAGGGUAGAGACAGCCGUAGGAAGCUUCUGAGGUUCUGGGUAGAGACCACCAACAUGCUUAAGAACUACACUUUUCAGCGUCUGUGGGUAAAGACGGAUCCAGCCCGUGAGAUGUACCAAAUGGGCAUUGGAGCACACCCAAAUCAAAUUCCCCGAUUGUCGUCACUAUCAACGAUGCUUGAGUUCGAGCCUGUCCAACGUGCAUUGAGGGGGCUUGGCAUGACGCCGACUACGUAUACGCCAGAGCUGCUGAUGUUCGCAUAUAUGGCACAAUGCAGAUGUGACCCUGCUCAAACGCCAUUAUACUUUUCCCAGUUUUUCACCGUCGUGCAAGCCAUGCAAGAAUUUGGAGAAAUUCCCCCACAAGAUGUCCAAAAUUUAGUUUUCGAAGAACGCUCAAGAAAUCGGUAUACUGAAGAUGAUCUUAGGAAUGCCGUCGGCGUUUUAGGAUUCGGAAAGGACGGUCCACUCCGUGUGGAGUUGGAUGCCGACGUCGAUGACGAUUUCAUUGCUGAGGCUUGGAAAGACUGUGUUCGGAGAGCCUGGAGAGACGCUAAGAAUGGCAUUCAACGCCAGAGGGAUGCCAAUGAGGCCUUCAGAAUUGUUGCAGAAUCGCGGGGUAGCACAAAACUCAGAAAGAUGUGGGAAGAUUCGUCGAAGAAUGCUAUGGAUCCCAACCGUGCCUACACCAUCUUGGAGGUUCCUCCUGAGACUGACGAGUCUAUGUUGAUGACAGUGUAUAUGAUGAGGGUGGAGGAACAACCCCACCAGUCUGAUCGGAUGAGAGACGCGUUGGCGACCAUCGCGGAAGCUCGAGAUAGUUAUCGGAUACGAAAAUUUUUAGAAACUGGCCAGGAUCCGGGCGAUAUGCUACCACCAACACGUGCUGAUCUUCCCAGAGGGUUGAACCAGUUGGGCAAUACCUGUUAUUUGAAUUCCUUACUACAGUACUUCUACACCAUCAAAGACUUGCGUAACGCCAUCACGCCAUUGGCAACUACCAGUGUGAAGUCUGUGGAAGACGAGAAGUAUUCUGAUGACGAUCUCAAGAAGCAUCGGGUUGGUGGAAGGUUGAUAACUCGACGAGAAAUCCUGCGUUCCAGGAAAUUCGUUGGUCAACUUGCGGACCUCUUCUGGCAACUGGAGUAUUGCGAGUCAGCUGCCGUUACUCCUACAAUGGACCUUGCCAAACUCGCACUCGUAACGCCUCGGGACGAGGAAGAUGACGAAGUUGACAAAGGGGGAACGGAUUCUUCGAAUGAUACCGAUGCAACCCUCGUAGAGGACCCACCCUCUCGGCUUGUCAAGUCAGAUUCACCCAACUCUGUUCUAGGGAAGCGUCCCCGGGAAGGCCGAGGGGUCCCCAUGGAAAUCGACGAAGAUGUUCCGGGGACACUGGCGCUUGACGCUGAGAACAACGGGUACGUGAUGGUAUCACAUCCGCCGUCCCCACGAAGAUCGAAGUCCCCUCGCAUUGCUUCGGCGAGUAGUUCGAGCUCCCAGGAUGUGACCCUUAGUUUAGCGGACCGCACGGAGGCCGUGCAGGCCUCCGAGGACACUUCAAAGAAGCCUCCGUUGCCAGCCAGGAAGCCUGCGGCGAAUUCGGAAUCGGUUAUGCUUUUCGGCAAGCAGCAUGAUGUCGCUGAAUGCAUGGACAAUUGCAUGUUCCAGAUUGAGAUUGCGUUGCUCAAGUUUGAUGAUACGAACGACGCACACGACAAAGGUAGCAUUGUCAAAAGGCUUUUCUAUGGAAAACUGCGACAACGCAUCUCCGUGCUGCCAGAUCAGCGUCGGUCCCGGUUGUCUGUCCAUGAGAAACAAGACUUGUUCUCCCAUCUGCCCGUCAACGUCAUCGAUAGUGGGAUUGAUAUCUACGAUGGAUUGAGUAGUUACUUCGAUGACACGGUAGAGUUUGAAGGCUCGAAAGCAAGGAUGGAAGUGUCACUGGUUGAAUUGCCACCACUGCUUCAAAUCCAGUUGCAGCGAGUGCAAUUCAAUCGUGAAACACUACAACCCUACAAAUCUCAAGUAUAUGUGAAAUUUGGAGAGACAAUUUACAUGGACCGGUUCCUAGACACUGCAGACCCGUUGAAAAAGGCGAAGUCAAAGAGCAUACAGGCAGCUCUUAAUUCGUAUAGGGAACGCCUUCGACUCUUGACGGAAGACAAGCAUGCGCCAUUUGGACCCCCGCUGGAGAAUACUCUAAAUUUCCUGUCGAAGCAACAAAGUAUCGAACUUCCACAACUUAACGGUAGCCUGGUGGCUCAGCUCAAUGACGAGCAAACAACACUGAGCGGCGAAGUUGCGGAAGUUAAGGCCGAAAUUGCGAAGCUAAAAGAAGAAUUGGAGGGAGUAUGGAAGCACGACAGGGCAUUCCCUUAUGAGCUCACUUCGGUCUUCAUCCACCGUGGCUCGUCACCGUCCUUUGGGCAUUACUUCUUCUACUCUAGACAUCUACCGGAGAAGCCCGAGAACUGGUUCAAGUACAAUGACUCGGUUGUUACAGAGGUCUCAAAGAACGUAGUGCUGGCAGACACUACCGGUUCGACUGAGAAUCCAUACCUCCUCGUAUUUGCUAGAAAGGGUUCUGAUGUUGUGCAGACUGUGAAGCGGUCUGAUACUAUGAGCUUCGAGGACACUCCCGUAAAUUCGCUUUGA
Molecule: messenger RNA, 4403 nt
Organism: Pisolithus orientalis
Lineage: Eukaryota; Fungi; Basidiomycota; Agaricomycetes; Boletales; Pisolithaceae
Exons: 15
Coding region: 243-4403 (1386 amino acids)
Biological process (GO): protein deubiquitination; proteasome-mediated ubiquitin-dependent protein catabolic process; regulation of proteasomal protein catabolic process
Molecular function (GO): cysteine-type deubiquitinase activity; proteasome binding
Source: RefSeq, a predicted model, not a curated record